GGAAUGGUAAUGGUACAAAUCCGAUGAGCACGGUGUUUUCUUUUGGACCCGUGAAUUAUUUCACAAUGAUCGGAGAGCUUGACUGAUAGCACAGCUGAGCAUCGUCAACAAACACGCCGUAGCACGCGAUUCGCAAUCUCACCUCAUCUCACAUCACCGUUUGCCGCCACCAGCUUACCGGCGCUCCCAGUGAAGCAACCGCCAAUCGCGUGGAAGAGCAAGUGCAUCUGCCAUGGCUAAGAGGGAGGCAUGCGGCCAGUUCGCUGCCGCCAGUGCGGCAAUGGCGGCUGCUUCCAGUCAAAAUCAGUCGAAGGCCACGAUGACGGACCCCCGUUUUCGGAUCCGACCUCUGCAGCAAGUGGCAUCCGCCUGUACCGGCGCCAUGGUGACGGCCUGCUUUAUGACCCCUCUGGAUGUGAUCAAGACCCGUCUGCAGGCCCAACAGCAAGCGCUGCUCUCAAACAAGUGCUUCCUCUACUGCAACGGCCUCAUGGACCACAUCUGCCCCUGCGGCCCGGACACGCCCAACCCAGCAGCCGCCAAGCCCGCUCCCCGUUUUUCUGGCACCAUUGACGCAUUCAUCAAAAUCAGCCGCACAGAGGGCAUCGGCUCCCUGUGGUCGGGGCUCAGCCCAACGCUAAUCUCGGCCCUGCCCUCGACCAUCAUAUACUUCGUGGCUUAUGAGCAGUUCAAGGCCCGUUUCACCGACAUCCACUACAAGUACAUGCGACGCCCAGAUACCAGUGCCCACGACAUUCCACACCCGAUUCCAUUUCUGGUGCCGCUGCUGGCCGGCGUGUCGGCCCGCAUUCUGGCCGUAACCUGCGUGAGUCCCGUCGAGCUUAUCCGCACCAAGAUGCAGUCGCAGCGCAUGACGCACGCCGAGAUGUUCGGCACCAUUCGCCAAGUGGUGCAGUCGCAGGGCGUGCUGGGCUUGUGGCGCGGCCUGCCGCCAACCAUCCUUCGCGACGUGCCCUUCUCCGGCAUCUACUGGACCUGCUACGAGUACCUGAAGAGCUCCUUUGGCGUGGUGGAGCCGACGUUCAGCUUCAGCUUUGCGGCGGGAGCGAUAUCCGGAUCGGUGGCCGCCACCAUCACCACGCCCUUCGAUGUGGUGAAAACGCACGAGCAGAUCGAAUUCGGCGAGAAGUUCAUAUUCUCAGAUAAUCCACCCAAGCAAGUGGCCACCAAGUCGGUGGCGAUGCGCCUGGCCAGCAUUUACCGCAUGGGCGGUGUGCCAGCCAUUUUCUCUGGACUGGGCCCCCGACUCUUCAAGGUGGCGCCCGCGUGUGCGAUAAUGAUUUCGUCCUUCGAGUACGGCAAGUCAUUCUUCUACCACUACAACAUCGACCAGCACAAUCGGAGCAAUCAGGCGACGAAGGGUUCCGGCUCCUGAACGCGCUCCCAUUGCGGCGACUAGAGCUUGUCGACGUGAAUCUUUGUACAUAUGUAGAUUAAUGCCAAAGUUGCCAGGAAAUCGGUGGGCAGGUGGGAAAUCGUCUGCUGCUGGGUUUGGCGAGCCCCGUCGAAAUUGUUAAAUUGUAGUGAAAUAAAAUUCUUGUUUUUCUUGGUUUGAAAACAAACAUGAGCUACUUAUCAACAUUGCUUUUGAGCUCCAAAGUUGAGCGAGUUGAAAAAGGCCGAAUUCUAAUAAUCUGUAUUUCAUUUGAACAAAAUUACGACGCACAGUAAACAAUAUUGGGUAAUUUGUUCCUAGUUGAACAAAAUAUAUAGUUUUUGCUAAUGAAAAACCAAAAUGAUGUUGUUACAAUAAAAGCGUAAAAUAAA
Messenger RNA from Drosophila mauritiana, 1788 nucleotides. RefSeq names its product solute carrier family 25 member 40-like. The coding region runs from base 233 to 1396 and encodes 387 amino acids. Lineage: Eukaryota; Metazoa; Arthropoda; Insecta; Diptera; Drosophilidae. The record is from RefSeq and is a predicted model, not a curated record. Gene Ontology annotation, biological process: mitochondrial transmembrane transport. The transcript has 5 exons.